This is a messenger RNA of Aspergillus calidoustus, 909 nucleotides long. The record is from the annotation of a GenBank genome assembly. Lineage: Eukaryota; Fungi; Ascomycota; Eurotiomycetes; Eurotiales; Aspergillaceae.
AUGGAGUCGUCCGACGGCCGAAUCGAACGCCCCACAGACCCCGAUGGACUGGUCCUCGAGGCCUGGGGCCAGGGACUCAUGGUCGGCUCCCUGGUCGUCAUGACUGCAGUCAUUGUCGCCAACAUGAAGCGGCACAUUCUCCUGCACAAGCUCAUUCUGAUCGAACUCCUCCUCGCCAUCCCACACGGCGCCUUCAUCUUCAACAAACCACCAGUUUACGGAUGGUACCUCUCUGUCAGCGCGAUCGGGCUCAACGUCUCCUGGAGCCUGCACAAUGUAAUCGCCUGGAUGAAAAUCAAGCCCUUUUACUCCCGCCGGGUCUCACAAGCCUACAUCGCCACCGUGAUCCUCGUCCAGCCAUACUGGGUGCUGGAGAUCUACGCCAACUUCACGUACUUUAACAAUAUCAAUCGCAUCUUCGUGGUCACGAGGCCGCUUGAGCCGCUUUUUCGCGACCCCUGGUGGAUCUGCACAACCCUCUCGCUCUUCUACACGAUCAAACGCGGCUACAAUUUUGGCCUCGUCGAGCUCGCAACCGCCAGCCCGCGCUUCGGUAUCAUGCUCGCCUCAAUGUGUCUCUCGAUCGUCUUCAUAAUUGUCGAUACAUGUAGCGUCCUCGGGGCGUUUGAUAGCGCCUCGCUGCCUAUUGGUGUGCAGCCCUUUUGGAAGCUCUCAUUCAUCUUCAAAUGCCUGUGCAACGCCGUGAUCCUGGACGACUUCAAAGUCGCCCUGGACCGGAUCCGCGCAUAUCGGCUGCGCGCGUCGGUGUCUGAUACGAGACCUGGUCCACAUCAUCCGGAUGUUGGCGCGCGCCGUUCGGUAUCAGUGCCGAGGCGUGCUACUGGAGUGAGCUCGUCGGAGGGUGCGCUUGUCGUCGACGUGGAGGAUCCACAACGGAUGUAUUCGUAA